Molecule: messenger RNA, 528 nt
Organism: Cadophora gregata
Lineage: Eukaryota; Fungi; Ascomycota; Leotiomycetes; Helotiales; Ploettnerulaceae
Exons: 4
Coding region: 1-528 (175 amino acids)
Source: RefSeq, a predicted model, not a curated record
AUGCACCUGGAAUUUAUGGACGGAAUGCAUAUUCCAGUUGUUAUUGCUUUGUCAGAUGAAGAGGGAUAUCAUGAGAUAUUUGAUGGUUAUCGUGCGAUGUUCAACUGUAGAGUGUACCAAAAGUCAUUCCUCGAUCCUGCUCUGGCUUUCGACGAGAUACUGCGCGCGGUGCUUGAUGAUCCAGCUCAGACCAACGGUACAGUUGAACAAUCCCAAACUCAGCCGGAGUAUGAAAUUUCUCAAGGAACACUGAGUGCCCCAGGACAUCGAAGCUACCUCCCUUCAAGCUUUUCGAUACCAAAUCCAUUUCUUCCUCUAGUUGGUAUUGUCCAGCCUUCUCAAUUUCAGUUAGCGCCAAUCGCCUCGGUACAAGGGAACUACCAAUUCUCGCAGCUCCAUGUACCACAAUAUCUACCUCCAACCGGCACCUUCCAGGACCUUCAAGACCACCUAGCCAUUCCAGCACAUCCAGCGCCACCUAAUCCACGGGUUGCACCCCAUCAGGCUAUUUCCACCGGGAAGGAGUGA